Oncorhynchus tshawytscha (Chinook salmon) is the source of this 1111-nucleotide messenger RNA. RefSeq names its product ladderlectin. Gene Ontology annotation, molecular function: signaling receptor activity. Bases 469 to 984 code for a protein of 171 amino acids. Lineage: Eukaryota; Metazoa; Chordata; Actinopteri; Salmoniformes; Salmonidae. The record is from RefSeq and is a predicted model, not a curated record. The transcript has 6 exons.
CUGUAUUUUGGUCAAUGCCACUCAUCCUAAUAUUUAGAUAUUUCUUGAAUCCAUUCUUUUACUUUUAGAUUUGUGUGUAUUAUUGUGAAUUGUUAGUUUAUUACUGUACUGGUGGAGCUAGGACCACAAGCAUUUCACUACACCUGCAAUUUGAACUUUAUUCAACAGGAUACUAGUUCCAUGGAAAACCAUUUACUAGGUAACCAUAAAUUUUUUUGAUAAUCUUUAAUAGCUCACACGAUAGGUAAACAUUCCAAAGGACAUUGCCAUGAAAAGCCAUUCAUAUCUGGAAUUUGAACACGCCUCAAAUCAGUUCUAUGGAACACCAUUACCAGCUAACAAUGGUUUGAAAUGGCUAUUUAUUUGUAGCUGACAGUGUAAAAGUGCUUCUCUUUCUCCGGAUGAACAGAACCUGCAGAACUUACCAGUGAUUCACAUUAACAGGAGACCAUCAUCACCACCAUAGCGAUGUUGACCAUAUCUCUGCUGCUCUGUGCUGUCGUUGCUAUGAAUGGAGCAACAGGAGCUAAGGGGGAAGAGGAGGGAGUAGUGGCAGCAGAGAACAGGAACCAAUGCCCCACAGGCUGGUUCCAAUUUGGAUCGCGCUGCUUCAUGUUCGUCGAGACUGCAAGGUCAUGGCCCCUAGCAGAGCGCCACUGUGUGUCCCUUGGAGCAAACCUGGCGUCUGUGCACAGCUCUGCGGAGUAUCAAUUUCUACAGGCAAUUGCGGGGUGCAAGACUGGCGGUUCAUCAACUCCCUGGAUAGGAGGAUUUGAUGCUGUUCAGGACAGACUAUGGUUUUGGAGUGACGGCUCUGAAUUUGAUUACCAGAACUGGAAGAAAGGAGAGCCCAAUAAUAGCGGUGGCAGAGAGCCAUGUUUAGUGAUUAACUGGGAAGGUAAAUAUGGCUGGAACGAUAUAAACUGCGGCAACAGAUUUCCCUCGGUGUGCUCCAAAAGAAUCUGUGAAAUCCAGAAAAACUGAAACCAACAAUGAUACUCCAUAGUGCUAACACCCAACUGAACAGUCUUUAUGGUAAAGUCAAAUAUUCAGUAAAGAUUAUUUGUACUUGUUUUGUUGUUUAUUGUCAAUAAAACGGGAGUAGACAUUG